UUUAGCAAUCUAUAGAUAAAUUUAAAAUUUGGAAAACAGACCGAUGCAUCUUGGAAAAGCAUCACCGCGCGUAACUGUUAACUGAUUUAUUAAAAAGCUGAACUGUAAUUAAAAACAGUCACAUAUUUUACAAUUCGUAUUACAUUCACGCGAACACUCAGCCAAAUGUCGCAUAACUCUUCCAACAUGUCGCUUGAAGAUUGGACCGAUAACAUUAACGCCCGCUUGGAUGUCAUCUACAAAGAGCUAUGCGAUUUCGAGCAAAGCGUCAAUGCACAAAUGGAACCGGGCGAUACAGAGGAGGUAAAACUUAUGGAAUUACUAGAAGCUGUAAAUGAAAUCCAACGCACUGCGCGCAGCAUACGUCCGAUUACGAAUACUUUCAAAGAUAAACAAUCGCAAAUGCGUGAACAAAUGGAAAUGUUACAGCGUACGGUUGAGUUAUUGCAUUUGGAGAAUAAAACGAGCGCGGUAGAGGUUAAACCAGCGAUGGAGGAGUGACAGUUUGUCAUAUCUUCCAGUGCCAUUAAACUAUACUGAUGGAAGCGGCGCAAAACCUCGGGAACUAAUGCAUUUAACCGAGUUAAUUUUAAGAAUUUUUCAAAAAAGAAUUUAGGGUAACCUACGUAUUGUUUUGUAUAUUUUAUGUAUGUAUGUAAGGUAAGUUUACGCUCCAUGCUGCCGAACUGCGCACUUUAACCCUAAAACCAUAACGUCCAUCCAUCCCACGUUAACACCAAGUAUGCGUAAAUUUUACGUAGUGAUUAGAAUCGGCCUGAUACAAUCCAAUUUGCCCCUAAUUGAUAAUUUUUAUAAAACGAUUUAAUCUUAAAAUAAAGUACAAAAUUUUAAAAGAAUUAAUUUUAAUUUUAUUUUAUUAAAGAAAAGACAAGGAAUAAAUUAAAUUUCAUUGACACAUGCGAUGUGCUUUCGCAUUUGUGUAUACACAAAAAUACGUUGGCUACCGUUACAGCCUGGCACAUUUGCGCAAUCACAAUUUGAAAAUUGUAUAUGCGUAAAAUUUACGUAUAUUAUGGUUCCACGGUUAAGAUAAGUCAGAAUUUCUUAAUGUGGUUUUUAAGCGUAAUAAAUAGUCUAUCAGUAAAAAGUAGUAUUAGUUUGCUUUCUACGAGUUGACAGAGUUAUUACUCAGCUGAGCUGGGAAAAACAUUUUCGGUUUAACAACAGUCAUAUCCAUGCUAUCGGAACCACUUAGAUCAAUUACUGACCAGCACUGUCACCUCCAAAACUUUUUGAUAAAAUUCAUACGUAUGCUUUCAUAAUUGUGCUUAACUUUAUUUAAGCUUGAAUCCACAACUUGACUGCCAUUCUCUAGCUGAGGAUUAACAUUUACUCAAAAUUUUUGCGCUGCGGGCUGCAAUUUUUCUUUGUUUUCAUGCAUAAACAUACACUUAUAAGUACUUACUUAUGCAUAUAUAUUUUGUGAAACAUUUUGUAUAAGCUUAUAAUAAAAAUUUUUAUAUUACCAAAUA
Molecule: messenger RNA, 1493 nt
Organism: Rhagoletis pomonella (apple maggot)
Lineage: Eukaryota; Metazoa; Arthropoda; Insecta; Diptera; Tephritidae
Exons: 2
Coding region: 166-501 (111 amino acids)
Source: RefSeq, a predicted model, not a curated record